Messenger RNA from Manis pentadactyla (Chinese pangolin), 1585 nucleotides. It is a transcript of the gene METRNL, whose product is annotated as meteorin like, glial cell differentiation regulator. Lineage: Eukaryota; Metazoa; Chordata; Mammalia; Pholidota; Manidae. Gene Ontology annotation, molecular function: hormone activity. The record is from RefSeq and is a predicted model, not a curated record. Bases 206 to 1129 code for a protein of 307 amino acids. Gene Ontology annotation, biological process: energy homeostasis; positive regulation of brown fat cell differentiation. The transcript is spliced from 4 exons.
CCAGCUUCAGAGGCGCGGGCGGCGGCGGCUCCAGCGGUUCGGGCGGCCUUGGCUCGGGCCGGGAUGGGCGGGCGGCCGCGCGGGGAGCACGGGGGGCUCACGACGUGACCCACCUGACGUGGAGCCCGGCCGCCCGGCCACGCCGGGACGAGGGUCCGCUCGGCGGGCGUGGACGCGGGGCCGGCGGCCGCGCCGCAGCAGGAGCAUGCGGGGCGCGGCGCGGGCGGCCGAGGGGCGCGCGGGGCGGCGGUGGCCGCGGCUCCCCGUCCCGGGCCCGCGCCCGCCGCCGCAGCUGCUGAUGCUGCUGGCGGUCGUGCUGGGAGGCGCGGGCGCGCAGUACUCGAGUGACCUGUGCAGCUGGAGGGGGAGCGGCCUGACGCAUGAGGCCCACAGGAAGGAGGUGGAGCAGGUGUACCUGCGCUGUUCUGCGGGCACCGUGGAGUGGAUGUACCCGACUGGGGCUCUCAUCGUCAACAUGCGGCCCAACACUUCGCCCUCCCUGCACCUGACUCUAUGCAUCAAGCCCCUCAGGGGCUCCUCGGGGGCCAAUAUUUAUUUGGAAAAAACUGGAGAACUGAAGCUGCUGGUGCGGGAUGGGGUGCAUGGACCCCGCCAGGCACGGUGCUUCGGCUUUGAGCAGGGCGGGCUGUUCGUGGAGGCAACGCCCCAGCUGGACAUCAGCAGGAGGACCACCGGCUUCCAGUACGAGCUGGCCAGCCCACGUGCAGGCUUGGACCUGCACGCUCUGUCGGCCCCGUGCCGCCCCUGCAGCGACACCGAUGUGCUCCUGGCGGUCUGCACCAGUGACUUCGUGGUCCGAGGCUCCAUCCAGGAUGUCACCCACGAACCAGAGCAGCAGGAGUCGGCUAUCCACUUACAUGUGAACCGGCUCUACCGGCAGAAGAGUAGGGUCUUCCGGCCAACCCCUGAGGGCGGCGGCUGGCGGGGUCGCGUCUCGACACUGCUGGAAUGUGGCGUGAGACCUGGGCGCGGGGAGUUCCUCUUCACUGGCCACAUGCAUUUUGGCGAUGCCUGGCUUGGCUGCGCCCCACGCUUCAAGGACUUCCAGAGGAUGUACAGGGACGCCGAGGAGAGGGGGCUGAAUCCCUGCGAGAUGGGCACAGAGUGACCACACUGCUGCCAUGGUGGGCGCUCGCAUCGGGGGGAUGGCCUGGGGCUCACUGUGUCCAUCAGUUCCUGGCCAAGGACUCCCUGACCGACUGAUUGGAAAUGCUGUAAAAUGCAAACUAAGUUAUUAUAUUUUUUUAAAAAGAAAUGUCCACAGGAAACAAACUCCCGUGUCUUCAGAUACCUUUGUGUGCCAUUUCAUAUCUUCAGAAGCAUGUGAAGCCAUGCACUUGGCUGGUGGUCGGGACGGAGCCCCCAGCAGCCUCCUAGCACCCAGCCCUGGGUGAAGCUUGGGUACCAUUCAUGUUGUUUCUUACGACAAAAGUUUAUGAAACCAGACACUUAAUGACUCUUUGAUUUUGUCUCUGCAUUUUAAAGAAUGUGUUUUGCCAGCUGUGGACAUCGAGGGGCUGCAGGCUGUUUCCAUUCCAGAGAAUAAAGACCAGCAUCUGAUGGA